AUGGAGAAUUAUGAGAAGACAAGUUUCAGGUUUGAAAUAGAUAGCUUCUCAGAGAAGAAAGCUGCAAUAUCGUCUCCUAUAUUCUUAAGCGGCGGAUGCGAAUGGUUCGUUACAGUUCACCCAAAGGGAUGCCCUAUUGAAGACUACUUGUCUGUGUAUCUCCACGUUGCAAAUCAUGAAUCAUUACGAACUGGAUGGAAAAUAAGAGCUAAUUAUUCAUUCACUGUGCUGAAUCAAUCGCUCAGAGAGCUCAAAAGAACAACUGAAGCAUGCGACUUGUUCUGUGCUGUGGUCCCAGGCUGGGGUUAUCCCAAAGUACUGCAUGUUAACAAGCUUCAAGAAGAAGGAUUUUUUGAGAAGAAGAAUCCAAGCUUUUCCUUGAGUCAGUUCUCAGGCUGGGGUCAGGACAAAUUGAUCAUUCAAGUCGAAAUAAAAGUAGUUGAAGUUGUUUAUGAAGAAGAGUUAACUGGGAAGGAGAUGUUAGAUUUUAAUGGUUUUCCGAUUCUUUAUACUCAGUUGGCAUCAGUGAGCAAGAUUUUCGUAAAUCACAUGGACUUUGCAGAAUAUUUCAGACCAAAGGACAAAGUAGUGAAGACAGCGUACAUGAAUCUUCUUCUGAGCGUCAUCGAGACACUGUGCAAGCCUCCACUGAGCUUCUCUGAGACUGAGCUAAGUAACGCUCGUGAUAAGUUGAGCGAGUUAACUGAAGCAGGUUUCAAGCUGGAUUGGUUAGAGGCAAAGCUGGACGAGGUUUCCUUGGAGAGGAAGAAUGCAACUGCUAAUAGUUAUCGUGUGGAAGAACUUGAGGCACGCAUCAAGAAUCUGGAGCUGACUUUGUCGGAUCUAAAGUUUGAACUGAACAAGGAGAAAAAGACCAAAGUUACUAAAAUUUUGUCAUUUGACGACAUUGUUGGAAGUCGUAAUUAUCAAAUUUAA
Molecule: messenger RNA, 936 nt
Organism: Camelina sativa (false flax)
Lineage: Eukaryota; Viridiplantae; Streptophyta; Magnoliopsida; Brassicales; Brassicaceae
Product: MATH domain and coiled-coil domain-containing protein At2g42470-like
Molecular function (GO): protein binding
Source: RefSeq, a predicted model, not a curated record